Cucurbita pepo subsp. pepo (vegetable marrow) is the source of this 595-nucleotide messenger RNA. RefSeq lists its product as uncharacterized. The record is from RefSeq and is a predicted model, not a curated record. Lineage: Eukaryota; Viridiplantae; Streptophyta; Magnoliopsida; Cucurbitales; Cucurbitaceae.
GGCUUCAAAUCUCUCAUGGCAUGCUUAGACAUGUAUAACUCCGACCAUCACAAGUCUCUCCACCGGCGAGCCCCGGCGAGCCCUCGAAUCUCCUUCUCAAGCGACUUUGUCGACAUCCAGCAAUCCCUCAAACACCAAGAGCGGUCUGCGGCCGCCCCGGCCCCCGUCUCGUCGUCCUCCGACUUUGAAUUCUCCGUCUCGAACUACUCCAUGAUGUCUGCGGAUGAGCUGUUCUUUGAGGGUCGGCUUCUCCCCUUCAAGGACUCCCACAGGACGGCUACUACUCUUAGAGAAGAGCUUCUUGUGGAGGAAGAGGAAGAAGACGAUGACGUGUCGAACCAGCGCCCUUCGACAGGGCGCUGGAAGGGGUUUCUUGGGUUGAAAAAGUCCCAUAAUGCCUCCAAGAAAGGUGGCAGAAACGAUGGGUCGAGUGGGAGCCGCAAUGGUGAGGAUGGGAAACGAGCAUUUGGUUGGUCUCCUUCAUCUGGCACAAGAGCUAACUCGUCCGAGGUACAAAAUGAAGAAGGAUCAAAUUGAAAAGAUGAGAGAAGGAAUGUGGAGAGCUUCUUGUUCAAGCGGGCUUUUUUUUUUUUUU